Messenger RNA from Exophiala aquamarina CBS 119918, 1977 nucleotides. RefSeq lists its product as uncharacterized. The transcript is spliced from 2 exons. NCBI's taxonomy places the organism in Eukaryota, Fungi, Ascomycota, Eurotiomycetes, Chaetothyriales, Herpotrichiellaceae. The record is from RefSeq and is a predicted model, not a curated record. The coding region runs from base 1 to 1977 and encodes 658 amino acids.
AUGCUCCCGUCGACCCACCAUAUCGUGGGGAUCAGCUCCUCCAUUGCGAGGUUGUCCGCAUAUGCGUUCUUGAGAUGGAUUCCCGGUCACCACUUCCCUCCGAUAAUUAUAUCGUCUGUUUUGGUAUACCUCAUCUUCGUUUUUGGUAACUCAAGAGCCUUUGGUUCUCAUAGGCCAACUCUUCACGAAGCCUUUCCAAAGCUCUUCCCACAACCCGAACCCGAAGAAACAGCAGCAGCAGAGGACGACAACCCCGAGGACCAUGUAGAGCCUGCGUUCUACGAUGACGAGAAGUCUUUCUUCCAGAUCUUCGUCUUAGGAAUUCCCAAGUGGAGGGAACCACAGUGGAGCUAUAUGACAAUCACGGUGAAUCUGUUACUGGCAAUCUUUACCCUUGACCUUGUAUUUCGAGGUCCAUUGUUGUACCCUGCCAAAGACUUGACCUUUAGCCGAGUCGGAUACGUCGAUCAUUCGUCCGCAAACAUCUUGAUCAGGGAGCCUGACCCAGCUCAGCUACCUAUCUAUGUCUAUAUCUCACCUGCCGACAAGGCUACCUGGACAACAAUGGACACGAUCUACUAUCUCGGAGAUGAAACCGACUACACAUAUCCCAUCACUUUCGAUGGACUUCAACCAUCGAAGAAGUAUAUUUACUCCUUGUCUAACAAUCUAGAAGGGACCUUUACGACCUCUCCGGCACCUUACUCCGAAGCGGCCAAAAGCCUGACGUUCCUUACUUCGUCUUGCAUCAAAGCAAAUUUCCCAUACAAAGCAAAGGCUCAUGCCCUUGCCAUUCACGGCUUCCAACAUUUGUCAAAGGUCAUUCAAUCUCUGCCAUCUCCGGCAUCGUUCAUGCUCUUUCUAGGAGACUUCAUCUACGUGGAUGUCCCUCUACGUCUAUCUUCCUCGCUGCGACACUAUCGAUCCGAGUAUCGGCGGGUCUAUGCAUCACCAUCGUGGUCGUUGCCUGGGUUAGAUACAGUGCCUUGGCUACAUACCCUUGAUGAUCAUGAAAUCGCAAAUGACUGGUCUGGUGGAAAUGACACAGAUCCCUUCCCAGCGGCAUCAGACCCUUUCAUCCACUAUCACGUUUCGGUGAACCCCCCGGUGCCGAAAGGCUCUCCUGAUGGCCCUGGGACCAACACAACAUACUUCCAAUUCUCAAAUGGUCCUGCCUCGUUCUUUAUGCUCGACACAAGACGAUAUCGGACAGAUCCUGAGCCUGCUCCCGCCAAGUCGAAGCCUUUCUACCGCUUCUCUGUUGAACCCCCAAAUCCUCCAGUGCCGGCCACCAAUCACUCGAUGCUCGGUACUGCACAGCUAGAGUCGCUUCUCCGCUACCUCUCGACUCCAGAGCCACCACGCGUGCACUGGAAGAUCGUUGCCUCAUCUGUUCCAUUCACAAAGAACUGGCGCUUUGGCACUUCUGACACGUGGGGCGGUUUCUUAUAUGAACGCUCCAAGAUCCUCGAGGCAAUGCACAAAGCUGAGCGCGACCUCGGCGUCCGUGUCAUCAUCCUCUCAGGAGAUCGACACGAAUUCGCCGCCAUCCGCUUCCCACCACCCAUUGCGGACUUUGCGCCUUCUGCCUCACGCGCAUCCAAAGGCCAAAACAAGAUUAUAGUCGACCAACACGCCCUCUCCGAAAAGAGCAAAACAACUGUCUACGACCGCACAGCCUCGUCCGGUCCGCACGAGUUCUCCGUCGGGCCGCUGAGCAUGUUCUACCUCCCAUUCCGCACGUUCAAGCAGAUCGACGAGGAAGACGUCGCGAUCCGGUACCUCCCUGACGGGAACAGCAAGGUCGGCGUCAUCGACAUCUCCCCGCUGGCUGGUGAGGUCCACAAGCAGAAGAGCAUGCUCAGGUACUCCCUGUACGUCGAUGGCGCCCUGAGUUGGGAGUAUACCCUCACCAGCCCGGCCGCCGACGGCGACAUCGCGGGCAGGAGAGGCGCGAGGUGGUGGUUGUGGUCUUGA